AAACCUUUGCUUCCUCAGUGUCUACAGGUCUGGCACAUGGAAAGCCCAGAGGCACUGAAGUAUCCCACUCAAGCAGCCAAGUGUUAACAACCUCUCCAAAGUCUAAUUUGCCUUUGAUAUAGACUUAAUUGUUUGCGUCACCCACUGGGCUAGGGGGAGGGCUAUAAAAGGGGCUGCAGCCAUUGUCUGAGGCAGAAGAGAGCCCAGAAACAGCUCCCUCUCCCAGUCUUCCUAAUUCAGCACGGUAGUCACAGCCUGUACAUCAUGCAGCUGGUGGCCAGCCUGGUGUCCGUUCUGCUGCUGGUGUGGAGCGUGAGAGCCACUGCACUGCCCGGAGAAGAGAGACUCGCAUUACAGAACAGUAGGGAGCAGACCAAACUCCGGAAAGAUGCCAUACUGAAGAUGCUGGCGGGGCUGCUGGAGAGCGUGGACGUGGCCUCCCCGGACCUUGAAGAAGAGGGCAAGCUGGAGGAGGAGCGGGCGACGCUGGGGCGACUGGCCCAGCUCUCGCAGCGGGACCGCAAGGCCCCCUGUAAAAACUUCUUCUGGAAAACCUUCACCUCCUGCUAGUGACACCCUGCCUGGCCCCACUGGGCUCCUUGCCUGCCCGCCUGUGAACGCCCGUCCCGUCCCCCGAGCUCCCUUCCUUUACUCCUGCACCCUUAAGAAUAAAGCAUGGCGCCUCGGGGA
Cygnus olor (mute swan) is the source of this 690-nucleotide messenger RNA. RefSeq names its product somatostatin-2-like. Gene Ontology annotation, molecular function: hormone activity. NCBI's taxonomy places the organism in Eukaryota, Metazoa, Chordata, Aves, Anseriformes, Anatidae. The record is from RefSeq and is a predicted model, not a curated record. Bases 265 to 570 code for a protein of 101 amino acids. Gene Ontology annotation, biological process: regulation of cell migration. The transcript has 2 exons. Gene Ontology annotation, cellular component: extracellular region.